AAAAUAAACCAGGAGAAACAGUUUAGUGAUUUACAGCACACGAUGAAGAUUCAUAAUUUGACGUUGGUGUUGCUGGUGGCGUUCGCAUCCGCCGCCAACUCGUAUUUGGGCAACAAGAUUCCACUUUUGGAGAGCAAGAAUCGAAGAAGCGGCGUAAGCUACUCGACGAGCAUCAUCCACAAGGACAGCAGAUACCCGGAUCAACACGCUCAAAGCACCAUCGACUUCAAACUGGGCACAGGUCCGAACCCUUCGAUCUCCGAAGACACCCAUCUGAAACCGUCAGUCUACCAGUACACGACGCCGAAGAGCGUCCAAGACUACAAGCAGGCAUCGUUCCAGACGACGAAAUUUCCGGCGCAGAAGCACACUUUCUUGAACUAUCCGCAGCAGCAGUCGCAAUCCUUCAACGUUGGCUACAGCGUGAAAUUCGGCAACGAUAGAAAGAGGAAACCGCAGCAGAUCUACGAACCGGACGUGAUCACCGGCAGUCACAAGGAGGAGGUGAAGAAUCCGUUUGCUGCCAGUUACGAUCAAAGACCCGAGCAGAAUCCGUUGGUUUACUACAGCCCAAAACCGAACUGGAAGAAUCUGAGUCCGACGGUGGAGAUUUACAGGAGCAAGGAGAUCGACGUGAACAAAUUUCAACCGGUCAAUUACAAGAACUUCGAUCACGAAAGGGCUCUCGGUAAGAGCGUCGGUUUCGAUUACAGCAACGCCGUGGAAAUCAACUCGCAACAACCUACUCACAUCAACUUCCCAUCGAAAAAAACUAAAUUGGACUUGAGCGCUCAAGGAAUUACUUACUCCGCUUUGGAGAGUAAAAAACCAAAGUUAGAUUUCACCCCGUUCUCUGGACUCGUCGAGGCGAAGAAACCCAAGUUAGAUGUUUCCGUUUACGAGCUGAAGAAACCCAAAUUCGCGCUCGACACAAGCUUAUUGCGAGAUCCGAUCUUGACCACCGGCAACAAAGUGUUGAACUCGAUCAGCUCACAGCAAAUCCCCAUCCAUUUCGAUACCACCUUGAUCAAGGAGAUGGGUAAGCAGAUCAAAGAACAACACCACAAGCAGCAGCUGAACCCGCAACAGUUCAACAAUCUUCUGCAAGAAGCAGGAAGGGAUUCGCAAAAGUACACCGUUUUCGAUCAGAAUCUGCAGCACCAAAUGUAUUCCGUUAACGAGAACGUGGAGGAGGGUCAAGCCAGUCAACCUCAACCCACCACCUACAAAGUCUUUGCGAAACCGCAGAACGAGUUCAUGAGACACGAAUACGAAAAGAGCAACAGCAAUAACAACAACAACAAUAGUAGCAGUAGCAAUCAGAAGAAGAACGAGAGGUUGAGGCAGGCCCGCAUCCAGCCCAAACGCGUUGUCCGACAUUUCGGGAUGGAGCGCGAUUUGAAACCGCCGCCCUUUGCCAACUACUACAUCAGAAACAGAAGGGUUCACUACUAAAUUUAGAAUUAAUAAAAACAACAAAAAUAUAUUAAUAGAAUUAUACCGAAGAAGAGGAAGAGUA
Nicrophorus vespilloides is the source of this 1519-nucleotide messenger RNA. RefSeq lists its product as uncharacterized. Lineage: Eukaryota; Metazoa; Arthropoda; Insecta; Coleoptera; Silphidae. The record is from RefSeq and is a predicted model, not a curated record. The coding region runs from base 43 to 1455 and encodes 470 amino acids. The transcript has 2 exons.